Messenger RNA from Trifolium pratense (red clover), 1277 nucleotides. Its product is annotated as two-component response regulator-like APRR1. The transcript has 3 exons. Gene Ontology annotation, cellular component: nucleus. Gene Ontology annotation, molecular function: protein binding. NCBI's taxonomy places the organism in Eukaryota, Viridiplantae, Streptophyta, Magnoliopsida, Fabales, Fabaceae. Bases 109 to 897 code for a protein of 262 amino acids. Gene Ontology annotation, biological process: regulation of flower development. The record is from RefSeq and is a predicted model, not a curated record.
UCAUCACUCUCCUCUGUUUCAUUUUCUACUCCUACUUAUCAGAAUAGUAAAUAAUCGCAAUAACUCAGUCCUUUCCUCCUUUUAAUCCCACUUCAACUACGCGCCAUCAUGUAUACAAACUUCAACCUAACAUUCUCACGCGCCGCUUAUACCCACUCCCAUUUUCCGUCGACAUUGCAGCAGCAGCAGAACCAACUAGGUGAAUAUGACUCAGCCACACAACCCAACUCGGAGGUGAAUUACAGUAAUGGUGGUGGUAGUGGUGAUGGUGGCAGCAGGUGCAGCAGCUACAUGGGAUCGCCAAGUAAUUACGAGGAGCGAUUGAUGCAGAGGAGCAUUAGUAGCCACUCACUGGAAAAGAAUGAUGGGCACCACCAUCAUCAUCCACACCUUUUUCCAAAUUUGUUUGCUGAAUUGCUUGACACGGAGAAUGGUCCGGUGCGGCGAGUUUAUAGUACCGGUGAUCUUGAUCAGAAAGUUAAUGGAUGGCAGCAACAUUAUCAUCAAUCAGAUAGUCCUUUGUCAACAGAGAGUAACAUGAUAAUAGAAGAAAUGAGCAGAGCAGCUUGUCCUUAUAGCCCAGAAGAAAAGAAGGUCAGGAUUGAGAGAUAUAAAACCAAGAAAAACCAGAGAAAUUACAACAAAAAAAUUAAGUAUGUUUGCAGGAAGACAUUGGCAGACAGUAGGCCACGUAUUAGGGGAAGAUUUGCUAAGAAUGAUGAAAUUGUGAUUAAUCCUCCAAAUCAAUGGAGCCAUAUUAGUAAUAAUGAAGAAGAAAUAUUAGAAGAUGAAGAAGAUGAGAAUUGGGACAAUUUCUUUGAUUCAUUGGUUCCUAGUACUACUUCAAAUCUUGCUCAUGAGGAGCCUCAACAUAGUUCCUCCUUUGGUAUAUUCUAACACAUUUUGACCUUCAUGUAUCGGAGGGGCAAAGUAGUAGGAAGCCGAAGACGCAUAAAAAAUCGUCUAUGGCGCACCAAUGGGAAACAAGGCCCUUUCGUUUAGGGGGCAUCGUCGGAGAACUAUGUCUGAAAAAUAAUUGCACAUUUUAAGUACAUGUUUAUUAAAUUAACGGGAAAUUUGACAAAAUCAUAAUAAAAACAUGAUUUUUGCAAAAUUUCAAAACAUAAUUUUAAAUAAAAUUAUGAUAGUUCAUGUAAAUGUUAUCCUAAAUUUAAAAGUGUACUAAUGUGUUUGCUUUUAAUUUUCUAAAUAUUAUGAUGCAGAUGUGAUCAAAGUAUGUAAUGUGAAUUAAUGUAAAUAUAUAGUUAUUUUAAUCA